Messenger RNA from Haplochromis burtoni (Burton's mouthbrooder), 541 nucleotides. Its product is annotated as dedicator of cytokinesis protein 9-like. The record is from RefSeq and is a predicted model, not a curated record. NCBI's taxonomy places the organism in Eukaryota, Metazoa, Chordata, Actinopteri, Cichliformes, Cichlidae. The transcript is spliced from 5 exons. Bases 221 to 541 code for a protein of 106 amino acids.
UUUAACAUGAAAUUGAAUUAAGUGAGCCAAGGCUGAAUUAUCUUUUCCCAAACUUUUCAGUAAGGUAUUGAGACCUGAAAAACUGGUGGCUCAUGUGUUUGAGGUGGAUGAAGAUGUGGAAAAAGAUGAGGACACAGCCUCUCUGAGAUCUCAGAAAGGAGGAGUGUCUAAGCAUGGCUGGCUUUUUAAAGGCAACGUCAACGGUGCAAUCACUGUUACAAUGCGGUCCUUCAAGAGGAGGUACUUCCAUCUGGCUCAGCUGGGGGAUGGGUCUUACAACCUCAACUUCUACAAGGAUGAGAACACCUCCAAAGAUCCCAAAGGAACCAUCUUCCUUGACUCAUGCAUGGGAGUUGUUCAGAACAGUAAAGUGCGUCGAUUUGCCUUUGAGUUGAAGAUGCAGGACAAGAGCACAUUUCUGCUGGCUGCAGACAGUGAAGCAGAGAUGGAGGAGUGGAUCACUACCCUCAACAAGAUUCUCCACAGCAGCUUUGAACAGGCCAUGCAGGAGAAAAAAAAUGGCGAUCUGAAUGAUAAGUAA